AUGGCUAAACAAGUUUCUCCUUUGAAUCCACUGGCACUCUACAACCUUGUAUCCGCCUUGCUUUGGGGAUAUCUGUUGUAUAAUGUUCUCGUUGUUUAUCCAAAAGUGGGUCAACCUCAGUUCUUUGAAGAAUGGAAAGACAGCGUAACAUUUAUUCAGUGCGGAGCUAUCAUUGAGGUUUUGAAUUCUAUUUUGGGCAUUGUUCGGGCUCCAGUAGUGACAACCGCGGCGCAAGUUGCGUCCAGAUUACUUGUCGUCAUUGGUAUCUUCCAAUAUUUACCGGAAUCUGCAAACUGUCACAAUGUGGUUUUUCUCACUCUUCUCCUAGCGUGGACUUCUACAGAGGUUGUUAGAUAUCUCUUCUAUUUUUUCAAUCUAAGUUUGGCCUCUGGUGCACCUAAAUUCGUUGUGUUGCUACGUUACAACUUGUUUUGGGUAUUGUAUCCCCUAGGUGUUGCUUCUGAAUUGUUGAUUAUUUAUUCUGCAUUGCCAUAUGCAGAGGAGAAGUACUCUAUCUACUUUAAGUGGGCAUUGAUCGGCAGCAUGUUCACUUAUAUUCCAGGUUUCCCCGUGCUAUUCAUGCAUAUGGUUGGACAGAGAAAGAAAGUUAUGCGCUCCUUGAGCUCGGCAAAUAAUACUACGAGCACCACCAAAAAGACCAAUUGA
Molecule: messenger RNA, 666 nt
Organism: Lachancea fermentati
Lineage: Eukaryota; Fungi; Ascomycota; Saccharomycetes; Saccharomycetales; Saccharomycetaceae
Source: the annotation of a GenBank genome assembly